AUGAAAGGAAAACGAACUGCACCUACUAGAUGUAUUACCGAAGAAAUCAAACGAAAAUGCAAACAAUCCAACGGGGAUACCAAAUUUGUUUAUGUUGACGAGUACUUAACGAGUCAGAUCUGUAAUAAAUGCAAAUCUCAACAAUUAAAUAAUAUCUUCAUUGUUAGAUCAAAGCGAAGAGUACACUCUGCCCUCAAGUGUGAUUCUUGUGGUACGGUUUGGAAUCGCGAUGUGAACAGUGCAUUAAAUAUAUAUGGUAUCUUUACAAAUCAAAACACGACAAUGAAAGUCCUCCUCCCAUCAAAAGACCUUCAAAAGACUAACGGUGCUCUUGGAUUUAAUGCGCUAUCUAUAACUGAAGUGCGUUCCUUAACGUCUCGGUAA
Molecule: messenger RNA, 384 nt
Organism: Rhizopus microsporus ATCC 52813
Lineage: Eukaryota; Fungi; Mucoromycota; Mucoromycetes; Mucorales; Rhizopodaceae
Exons: 1
Coding region: 1-384 (127 amino acids)
Source: RefSeq, a predicted model, not a curated record